This is a messenger RNA of Fusarium pseudograminearum CS3096, 2574 nucleotides long. RefSeq lists its product as uncharacterized. Lineage: Eukaryota; Fungi; Ascomycota; Sordariomycetes; Hypocreales; Nectriaceae. Gene Ontology annotation, molecular function: polynucleotide 5'-phosphatase activity. The transcript has 3 exons. Gene Ontology annotation, biological process: 7-methylguanosine mRNA capping; polynucleotide 5' dephosphorylation. Bases 1 to 2574 code for a protein of 857 amino acids. The record is from RefSeq and is a predicted model, not a curated record. Gene Ontology annotation, cellular component: mRNA capping enzyme complex.
AUGGACCUUCGAUCUGUCCUGAACACGUCGGAAGGUGGCGACCGCGCUCCUGUCAAAUCCGCACCGAAGCCGCAACCUCCGCCGCCUGUUCACCAGCAACAGCAACAGCAACAGCCUCACCCACAGCAGCAGCAGCAGCAGAUGCAACGACCGUCGCAGAGUCCAGCCCAAGCACCUGCUUCACACCCCUAUUAUCGCGAAUACAACCGCCAACCACCUCCUCAUCCCUCGCCGGGAAAGCCUAUGCCACAGGAAUACCUUCCACACGCUGCUCAUCCCCAUCAUCCUCAGUCGCGGCCACCGUCGCAUCAUCAGCCAUCUCCCCAUCAACCGCCGCCCGGUGCGUAUCCACCACAAUCUCCGUACCAGGCACCCGGACCAUAUCCAGGACGUCCUGUGCCGCCUCCACUACAACCAGGUAGUUCUUUCCACGAUGCGCGGUCCCCAAGCGGCCCAACUCCAGGUCAAUCCCCUUAUCGAGCUUCAACAACCCCUUCUGCUGCAACUGCUGCUGCUGGUUAUCCCUUCCCCCAUACCCAGUCCCCUGCAGAAGUAGCAAGUCCAGUCCAACGACACCAGCAUUCACCUGCUCAAUACACUCCUCGGGAAAGCUUCUCACAGGGCCCACAAGUCAUACCCCCUGGCCAUGUACACGGCUAUCCUGCAACUCAACAACAGCAACAUCAUCAAAACUCUAUUCCACAGACGCCUCCUGUCGCCACUGCAGUUAACCAGCAAUACAAUCAACGCCCUCCCUCUGCUUCACGUUCUACACAUUCUACUCCAACUCCAACAUCUGCUCAUACUCAACACCCUUACGGAUUCGUUCAAGCUAGUAGUCCUGUUGUCGCUUCACGCCCACCUCCUGGAGAAUACGGUCAUAGUCGCCAACCAUCCCAGCCCGCUACGCCUGUCGCUCCGCCUUUGUCCUCUGGGUCAAGGCAACCAUCCGUCCCUGGUGUGUUCGCACAGCCUUCGAGUCCAUAUCAACAAAGGCUUUCAUACACAGCAGCUGCUCCAGUAGCGCAAGCACAGACACAGGCACAAGCACAAGUAAAAAGUUCACCACCUCCGCCUCCGCCGCCCACCAAACGUAUAUCUAGCAGUUACGGCUCGCCGGCUCCAGACGCACAUCGACGAUCUCAAUCGCACAGUGAACGCGCUCCAAGUCCAUCCGUCAGUCCCAAGUCUCGAGUCCCUUCACUUCACAGCAAUCCCGAUCCGCUUGCAGCGCUGGCGGCAGCAGACGCCAAAAAUAAACAGUCGCAACCUCUUUCUCUUCCGCAACCGAUGGCUAUAGAUACAGAGCGCGCGGCAACCCCUGCCAAGCGCAAGCUCGAGGACCGCAUUUUCGAUAGCAGUCCCCAAGAGCCAGAGGAGAAGCGAAUAAAGUCUAGCGAGACCAACGGCCAGAUUCCUGUUAAGCGCGAAUCUGUGUCAGAACUACCUUUGAGUAGAAGGCGAAGACGCUAUUCGCAGCCCCCCAUAUGGGCGCAAGACUCCCGAAGAAUGGCCGGCAUGCCUUCGAACGCCAACUUUGUACUGCAAAAGAGGCUUCAUUCGCAUAUUAACGGAAAACAAGAACAGAAACCUCGUCCUAGUCGCCAUGCCUCGCCCGAGACGAACAGGACUGCGCCGCCACCCGAACCAGCACCGCAAGAGAUUCUCGGUCCAUGGGAACCUAGCAUUACCGGAGUUAAGCCUUUCGAGGAUAUUAGCAGAAAGGUAGCAGAUUUCCUGUUCCUCAACGUGCUUAAUGCGCCUGAUAUGAUGGAAAUUUCCAGCAAAAGUAUUCAGUUUGAAGUGGAAGCAAAACUCGGCACUUUGAUCGAUAAGGACACUCGUCAUCGGGUUAAUCAAAAUAUAGCCUCUGAGUGUAUUUUGAUGGAUAGUAGUCGCAUCGCCUUUGAAAGUAGUAUGACCGAGGCUGCCCACAAGAAGAAUAACGAUUUUCUCAACGAAAUAGUGAAAUCCACACAUCCUCGUGGACCGGGAGGGGCCAACCAUCGUGUCCCUGUUGUUUACAAACAUCGAAGAGAAAGAGACCGUUUCUUCGAUUUGCCUGCGGAACUACUACAGCAUAGAGUCCCUGGCUGUAUAAGGAACCGCCUAGCAAAGGGAAGACGGACCCGCGUACGGGUGACGCACGACCAGAAAACGCAGGAGGUCCUAGGCAAAAUUAUAAAAGCCCGCGUUGCCGAUCUCGACAUCCAUUUUCCUGAACUCCCUAUGGACUGCCGCAUCAGCAUCAACCUCGAGAUGGAUUGGGAUGGCUCAUUAGAGGAGCUGGAAGGAAUUCCGAACCCCGGAGAUAACCCUGAUCGGAAUAAGGACAGGCUUAGCUAUACGCAAGGGCCGUAUCAGAUUGACCUCACGCAGGUCAUCCAAUCUGGUCCAGGGGGUCGCCCAGAAAAGAAGCACGAGCUCGAAAUCGAGAUUGAUUCGAAAUUGCUGAUUGAUCAAGGGCGGAGGGCCGCUAAUGGUGCGGCGCACCGUUAUCCAGAGCUCGUGGAAGGUCUCGUUGACAAUAUACGAGUCCUCGCGCGCAAGGCACGGGAUUUCGAGCAGCAUUAA